Messenger RNA from Coprinopsis cinerea okayama7#130, 357 nucleotides. RefSeq names its product progesterone binding protein. The record is from RefSeq and is a predicted model, not a curated record. NCBI's taxonomy places the organism in Eukaryota, Fungi, Basidiomycota, Agaricomycetes, Agaricales, Psathyrellaceae. The coding region runs from base 1 to 357 and encodes 118 amino acids. The transcript has 3 exons. Gene Ontology annotation, cellular component: endomembrane system; membrane.
AUGCCUGAGAUGCAGCCCCCCGUCGACAACCUCGAUCCUCCCAAACACGACCCUUUCACUGUAGAUGAACUCGCUCAGUACGAUGGGAACGACAAGUCGAAACCGAUCUACCUGGCUAUUAAGGGCACGGUGUUUGAUGUUUCCCGCAGGCCCGAGAUGUACGGUCCUGGUGGAAAGUACCACCCAUUGGCAGGCAGAGAUGCAUCCAGAGCCCUAGGAAAGGGAAGUCUGGAGAAAGAAGACCUGAGUGACAACCUGGAAGGACUGGAUGAGAAGCAGAGAGAGAAAGUGGAUUGGUGGUUUGACUUUUUCGAGAAACGGUACAACAUCGUUGGGAGCGUUGUAGGCCGCGAAUAA